ACUCCUGAGGAGGAUUCCCGGAGUGACAAUGGCUACCUACAGCCUGGCAAACGAGCGACUACGCGCCCUGGAAGACAUCGAACGGGAAAUCGGCGCCAUCCUUCAGAAUGCAGGUACAGUGAUCCUAGAAUUGUCCAAGGAAAAAACCAACGAGCGGCUUCUAGACCGGCAGGCGGCGGCCUUCACCGCUUCAGUGCAACACGUGGAGGCGGAGCUGUCAGCUCAGAUCCGCUACCUCACCCAGGUGGCCACAGGGCAGCCCCAUGAGGGCUCCAGCUACUCUUCGAGGAAGGACUGUCAGAUGGCUCUGAAGCGAGUGGACUAUGCCCGCCUCAAGCUCAGUGAUGUGGCUCGAACCUGUGAGCAGAUGCUGGAGAACUAGGCCAGGAAGGUGGACCCAGAGCUCAGAGAGAGACCAUCGCCUGCACCAUGGGAAAGAAUCUGGGAACAUGUAGGAUGGGGAGCAUGGGCACCUACAUGCCCUGCUGCUCAAAGUACCCUUGAGGAGGCCGAGGCCGGAGGAUCAUGUGAGGUCGGGAGUUUGAGACUAGGUUGGCCAACUUCGUGAAACUCCGUCAAAGACAAAGGGGCAAAUGGUGGGCAUGGAAAAACUGAAGCCUGAGCCUACCCACAGCUAUGCCCUGGCCUCUCCAGCAGGGUGCUCCUGCCCUGUACUCCACCAACACCCUGACAGGCUCAGACAGAGAUGGAAACUCACACAUCCAACCCACUUCCUCAAACACUUCAUGCUCCUGCCCCAGGCUUCGCGCAGAAUUGGCCUAAUGAAGAUACAUUCUUCUUCACUGGGAGAGACAAGAACUAGAAUUUUAAUAAUAAAAGCAACAACAAUAAAAAAAAAUA
This is a messenger RNA of Cebus imitator (Panamanian white-faced capuchin), 861 nucleotides long. RefSeq names its product mediator complex subunit 11 (gene MED11). Bases 29 to 382 code for a protein of 117 amino acids. Gene Ontology annotation, biological process: regulation of transcription by RNA polymerase II. The record is from RefSeq and is a predicted model, not a curated record. Gene Ontology annotation, molecular function: transcription coregulator activity. The transcript has a single exon. Lineage: Eukaryota; Metazoa; Chordata; Mammalia; Primates; Cebidae. Gene Ontology annotation, cellular component: mediator complex.